AUGAACAUGAGGCUGCUCUAUCUGGCCGCUAUUGUAGUGGUCCUGGCGGCGACGCUGCUGCAAAGUGCGGCCGCCAUGGACUACUAUCAGAAGGAUAUGAAACAGAAGAAGCAGUGCUACACAGUCGAGAAGUGUGUGAAGCAGGAGCGCAAAUGUAUCCAAUAUGAGAAGGUUUGCACGCAGCCGCAGAAGAAGUGCAUCCAGCACGAACUUAUCUGUGUGCAGCAAGAGAACCAGUGCAAGCAGUACGAGCCCGAAUACCAGAAUGUUAAAGUCUGUGUUGCGUACGAGAAAGAAUGCGUGCAAUGGAACUAUAAGGAUGAGUGCCAGCAGGAGUACGUCCAACAGAACAAUUACUUCUGGGGCAUGAGAUGGUCCAAUGAGAAGAAGAAGGAGCCUGUCAAGAAACAGUGCAAGAAAGUUCAGAACGGCUGCGCACAGUGGCAGGAGAACAAGAACAAGUGCGCACAGUAUGGCGAACAACAACAGAAGAUCGGACAAAAGUGCUCCGACUAUGUCCAGGUGUGCACGAAGACGAAACCCGGGAAAUGCAUCCAGUAUCAGGAGACCUGCAACAACUAUCAGCAGCAGUGUGCACAAUGGGCUAACGUGUGCCAGCAGUACAAGAAGGAGAUCGUCUGUCCUGAACCCAAGAAGGAGCCGCAGAAGAAAGUUAAGCAAGAGCAGUACGUGAAGAAGGACAACUACGUGUGGCGAAUGUACGAUCAAAAGAAAAAGUAUGAUCAGAAAAACGUAGAGCAGCAACAGAAGAAUGAAUGGUUCCAGCAGCAGAAUGAGAAGAAGCAGUACUAUUGGCAGCCACAGAAGACCCAGUACUACAAGAAGAAUGAUUACAAGAAGAAUGUUUACAACGACCAGAAACAGUACUACUGGGAGCCACAGAAGACCCAGUACUACAAGAAGAAUGAUUACAAGAAGAAUGUUUACAACGACCAGAAACAGUACUACUGGGAGCCGCAGAAGACCCAGUACUACAAGAAGAAUGACUACAAGAAGAAUGUUUACAACGAUCAGAAGCAGUACUACUGGGAGCCGCAGAAGACCCAGUACUACAAGAAGAAUGACUACUACCAAAAGAAGGACAACUACGUGUGGCGAAUGUACGAUCAAAAGAAAAAGUAUGAUCAGAAAAACGUAGAGCAGCAACAGAAGAAUGAAUGGUUCCAGCAGCAGAAUGAGAAGAAGCAGUACUAUUGGCAGCCACAGAAGACCCAGUACUACAAGAAGAAUGAUUACAAGCAGAAUGUUUACAACGACCAGAAACAGUACUACUGGGAGCCGCAGAAGACCCAGUACUACAAGAAGAAUGACUACAAGAAGAAUGUUUACAACGACCAGAAACAGUACUACUGGGAGCCGCAGAAGACCCAGUACUACAAGAAGAAUGACUACAAGAAGAAUGUUUACAACGAUCAGAAGCAGUACUACUGGGAGCCGCAGAAGACCCAGUACUACAAGAAGAAUGACUACUACCAAAAGAAGGACAACUACGUGUGGCGAAUGUACGAUCAAAAGAAAAAGUAUGAUCAGAAAAACGUAGAGCAGCAACAGAAGAAUGAAUGGUUCCAGCAGCAGAAUGAGAAGAAGCAGUACUAUUGGCAGCCACAGAAGACCCAGUACUACAAGAAGAAUGACUACAAGAAGAACGUUUACAACGACCAGAAACAGUACUACUGGGAGCCGCAGAAGACCCAGUACUACAAGAAAAAUGACUACAAGAAGAAUGUUUACAACGACCAGAAACAGUACUACUGGGAGCCGCAGAAGACCCAGUACUACAAGAAGAAUUACAAUCUAUACGGAAAGAAAGAAAAUCCAUACGUUCCGCAGUAUUACUACUGGGAGUGA
Molecule: messenger RNA, 1869 nt
Organism: Cyanidioschyzon merolae strain 10D
Lineage: Eukaryota; Rhodophyta; Bangiophyceae; Cyanidiales; Cyanidiaceae
Exons: 1
Coding region: 1-1869 (622 amino acids)
Source: RefSeq, a predicted model, not a curated record